Messenger RNA from Pedinophyceae sp. YPF-701, 885 nucleotides. The record is from the annotation of a GenBank genome assembly. NCBI's taxonomy places the organism in Eukaryota, Viridiplantae, Chlorophyta, Pedinophyceae.
AUGGCCGUGCAGAUGAUCGGGGUCGACGGCCCGCUCCUGCGCCGCUCGGCGACCUCGCGUGGCGGGUGUCCGGGCCGGCGAUCCGUGGUGAGGAGCGCAGCUGGGAACGGGCCGGAAGCCGCGAAAGAGGCGCGGCAGUGGAUCGAUGCGUGGCGCGCAAAGGCUGAAACAACUGCGAAGCCAUCCGCUCCAGCUGAGGCCAAAGCGGCCGAGGAGUCGACGUCGGUGAAGGACGCCCUGCGCGCCGCCGAGGCCCGCACGGGCCGCAAGCCGGCGUCCGCGCGCGGCGGCCGCAGCCAGCCGAAGAUCAUGCGCCCCGAGAUGGCGACGGACGGCGUGUCUGCCGCGCUGACGAGGCGCUUCGGGCUGGCCGGCGGGCUCGCGUGGCUCGGCGUCCUCACGUUCGGCGUCGUGAGCGAGCAGAUUAAGACCCGAAUCGAGAUCGCGCGGGAGGAGCAGGGGACGACGGCUGCGACGGAUGCGAAGGAGGUGGCGCUACCGUCAGGCGUGAGGUACAAGGACGUCAAGACGGGGGGGGGACAAUACCCGCGCGACGGGCUGCUGGUGAUCGCCAAUGUGCGGAUCACGCUGGCCGCGACGGGCGAGGUCAUCGACGACACCUUCGCGCGCAAGAAACCCAUCGUGUUUCUGUACGGGUCGCGGCCGUUCACGGGCGGGCUGUGCAAGGGCGUCGAGGAGGCGAUGCAGAGCAUGCGGACGGGCGGGUACCGCCACGUGUACGUCCCCGCGUCCCAGGCGUUCGGCGAUGGCGGGACGGCCCUCAAGGGCACGCGGCACGUGGGGGACAAGGAGGGGGUCAUUCCGCCCGGGACAGACCUGGAGUACGACGUGGAGAUUGUGCGGAUCUCGAUCGCGCCGUCCUGA